AUGAAAAUCCUCAUUUCGGCUGCUUUGGUAGCCUCAGCUUUCGGCGCUGCAGCACAAGACAUAACCGUAACUAAGUAUACCAGCUCCUGUCCCGAAGGAACCAGCCCGACAGCACCACCUGGAGCCGGACCAGGAUCAAAUGCUUCUGCACCUGCUCCUACGUCAGCCCUCAGACCUGGAGAAACUUAUACGACGUACAUUACCGAGUACGACAUUUUCUGCGGCUGUUCAGAGACCUAUUCGAAAAAAACCUAUACUGUAACAGAGCCAUGUCCUCAGGAAAGCGCCGGCCAGCCACGUGAAGCUGACCAUAUACCCGCGGGAUUUGCGGCCACAACAACUACAUGCCAUACGUGUGCAGAAACCCCUGUGGUAGCGACCUGGACGUGUCCUACGGCAACCCCAACACCUGAGAGCAAAGCUCCGCCAGCACCCCCUGGUGCUCCAGGCUCGCCAGCGGCGAAAGCGCCAGCGGGAAGCCCAGCCGGUGCGGCAGGCUCUCCGCCUGGUUCCGGCUCAUCUCCCGCUGGAGGUUCAUCUGGCUCAAAUCCAGCACCCGCUGCCGGGCCGGCUGAAGGAGCACCAGAAGCAGCUUCAGGUUCAGGAUCUUCGCCAGCAGAAGGAGCGCCCAAGGCUGCUCCCGUCGCUGGAGCAGCUCCCGGAAGUGGUGCGCCUGAGGCUGGUCCGGGAUCUGGUGCUGGUUCAUCUCCGGGGGCGGCUGCUGCUGCCUCUCCACCUUAUCCUAUCCCUGGAUCAGACAAUCGCGUGGGAUCUGCACCCUCAGCAUCCGCAACAUCAUCUACCGGCAGUGGUAGCUCGCCCGUCACGCCUUUCACUGGAGCUGCCUCCCAUGUUGUUGCCAACUACCUGUCAAACAUUAUGGCUUUCUUCGAAUGGAUUACCUACACUCAAAAGAUCAUCUUUGGAGGUCAGUAA
Bacidia gigantensis is the source of this 936-nucleotide messenger RNA. RefSeq lists its product as uncharacterized. Lineage: Eukaryota; Fungi; Ascomycota; Lecanoromycetes; Lecanorales; Ramalinaceae. Bases 1 to 936 code for a protein of 311 amino acids. The transcript has 2 exons. The record is from RefSeq and is a predicted model, not a curated record.